GAUCAGUUAGAGAUAAACACAUAACUGCUGUUUAAAGUCACAGAGUUGAAGUGCCAUUGAUCUCUCCUCUACUCAAAGCUGACUACUCCUCUAAGCCAAGAAUCACUAAAACCAACUGAAAAGCGAAGGGGGAAUGCACAGGAAGUGUUCAUAGAACCUUGGGAUCCUGUGGUUCAAUGGUUACUUUAAAGCACCUGAGCGUAAAAGAGCGUGAUGAAGAUGGUGUUCCACUGCUGGCUGAGGCAGACAGUGCUGAGAGCCCGGGCAUUAAACACAGGAGGGAGUCCAGAGAAUUCUUCCUCACGCAAAGGAAAAAUCUUGGCCUGAGCCUCGCUCUGCUCCUGAGCUGUUAUUCAGCAAUCCUUAUCCCUGCUUAUCUGCCUACUAAGCAGCCGACCUGCAUUGAAAGUUCCACAGAAGAUUAUAUGGUGAUAAUGAAUCGCUCAGCAGCUCUGCUGUCUCGGCCUUGUAUAAGCGGCUUGACCAAAGCAACGCUGCAGAAAGUGCAUUCCACAGCUGUGAAUUUCCACAGCCUGGUACAGAUUGCAGCAUUCCUGCAAAAUGGAACCAGACACUGGGAGCUGCCACCUCCACUUGGUCUGCUUGGCAGUGAGGGUAUGUUGGCACAGGCACUUAGAGUUCUACCCAAUUCUGGACUACCCUCUGUCUCAAACAAGUGUAAAAGAUGUAUGGUGGUUGGGAGUGGUGGAACCUUACAUGGCAAACACCUUGGAGCCCAUAUUGAUAAAUAUGACAUCAUUAUUAGAAUGAACAAUGCACCAGUGUUUGGUUUUGAGGAAGAUGCAGGCUCAAGAACCACAAUUCGGCUGCUUUAUCCUGAAGCAGCGUCUUUCUUACCACAGGAAUAUCAGAACACAGACAUAGUAGCUUUAGUUGCAUUCAAGAGGCUAGAUUUAGAGUGGUUGAUCUCUAUUGUAACAAAAAAGCCUUUGAGCUGGUGGAAUAAACUGUGGUUCUGGAGAGACGUUGUAAAUGAUAUUCCACUACAGCCAGGAAACUUUCGCAUCUUGAACCCUGAAAUACUUAGGCGAACAUGGAAGAUACUGCAAACCUAUGGAAAACAUGAAAGCAUGACAGUGCCAACUUUAGGCUUCACUGGUGUGGUGUUGGCACUACAGCUGUGUGAUGAAGUAAGCCUGGCAGGCUUUGGUUAUGACUUUACACAUCCUGGAUCUCUGCUCCAUUACUACGGUACUGUGCGUAUGGACCACAUGAUGGCACAAGUAGUGCAUGAUGUCAGCGCAGAGAGCAGUUUACUGCGGGACCUCGUCAAGUCUGGAGUCGUGCACGAUGUCACGGGUGCAGUGUGGCAAACAGCGGGGCUCAUUCACCAAACUAAAAUUGAAACUGAAAAAAAUAUUAAUAAUACUCAAAUUUAAUAAGUAAACAAAUAUUUGUAUUCCAAAAGAGCUCUUGAGGUUACCUUUCUUUGUCAGCUUCAAAUCUAAUAAAUGGCAAUGAGUAUCUGCACUAUUAUACAUGAAUUAUGAUGUCAGAGUUUAAAUGCCAAAUUUCUUUCACCUUUUCUUACAGUUUUAUGACUUGGUUGUUAUGUGUUAAGGAUUUAAAAGAAAGUGAUCUAAAUGAAAUACAGUAGUAUAGCAAUUCAUUUGGAACAAAAAAGAUAUAAGCCUUAUAAAGUGAGUUAAAGCAAGUGGUAGCUGGCACAAUGUAGUGGUUGAGUGGCAUUACUGUGUGAUUUUGUGGACACCACACAUAGAUGUUUGCUCUUAAUUGUUUUUUUUAAUAUAAAGUGUUUUCAGCUCUGUGAGCUUUCUGUUUUUUUUUUUCCCAUUUGUGUUUCUAAUUUAGUAGAACACACUUGGUAAUUCACAGGUGGAUUGACAUGUAUCAACAUCUGUAUUAGAAAAUAAAGAGAAAAUAAACAUUAGACAAACUUU
This is a messenger RNA of Silurus meridionalis, 1922 nucleotides long. RefSeq names its product ST3 beta-galactoside alpha-2,3-sialyltransferase 7 (gene st3gal7). The record is from RefSeq and is a predicted model, not a curated record. Gene Ontology annotation, molecular function: lactosylceramide alpha-2,3-sialyltransferase activity. The transcript is spliced from 7 exons. The coding region runs from base 177 to 1400 and encodes 407 amino acids. NCBI's taxonomy places the organism in Eukaryota, Metazoa, Chordata, Actinopteri, Siluriformes, Siluridae.